Messenger RNA from Hydra vulgaris (swiftwater hydra), 787 nucleotides. RefSeq names its product mitochondrial inner membrane protease ATP23 homolog. The record is from RefSeq and is a predicted model, not a curated record. Gene Ontology annotation, molecular function: metalloendopeptidase activity. Gene Ontology annotation, biological process: mitochondrial proton-transporting ATP synthase complex assembly; mitochondrial protein processing. Lineage: Eukaryota; Metazoa; Cnidaria; Hydrozoa; Anthoathecata; Hydridae.
AAAAGUUAGAGUUAAAAAAUUAUUUUGACCCGUGUAAAGUUGAAGUAGCUAUUUAAACUUAAAAUUUUUACAUAAAUACCUCGACUUACACGCAAAUAUAUACGGUAUAUGUCAGUCUUAAUGGAUGCGGCGGAAAAUAUUACUUCACUUGGAGAAAAUGGCCAGCUGCAUCGUUCAAAAAUUAGUUCAAAGCAGCCUACAAAAGCGCAUCUAAAAUGUUGUGCGAUGAUAGAAAAAUCAUGUUCAGCAAAGUAUGUUAAGAUUUUGAUGGAUGGAUUACUAAAGCUUGGAUGUGCAACAAGUACUGAGCAGAAAAAUAUUGUCUGUGAGCCCUGCACUCCAAAACUUGUUGCAGCUUUUGAUACAGAAAAAAACCAGAUAGUGAUUUGUGAAAAUGACCUGUCCAAUCAAAAGGUUAUGGACGAUGUUUUGACACAUGAGCUUAUUCAUGCAUAUGACGUUUGCAGAGUUAAAUAUGACCUUAAUAAUUUAAAACAUUUAGCCUGCUCAUCAAUUCGAGUUGCCAAUUUAACUGGAGAUUGCUUUUUUUGGAAGGAAAAUUUUUUGAGGUUUCGAUUUGGUUGGCAAUAUCAGCAGCUUGUGUUCGUAAUAUGGCGGUAAAGCACAUGAUGGCAUCAAAAAAAAUUGACGAGGAUACUGCAAGAUCAACUGUUGAAAGUGUUUUUGAUGCAUGUUUUAAUGAUCAUGAACCUUUUAUAAGAAUCCCUCCAUAGAUAUUGUAAUUGUCAUUAAGUUUUAUUUCGGGUGAUGACAUAAAUUUUGUGAA